AGGGGAACGAAUCAAAUUCUACGGGUAUACGCCGCGGCAAGCAAUCCAAAGCUGCCCAAACAGAAACAAAGAGUAUCAGGCCUCCGGCAUGGACAGGAAUGCCAUGAGGGUCCAGUACGCCUCGUUUCCUGGUUGAAUUGAAGGUUGCUGGUUUGCGAAACGAUCACCCGCAUGAUGCAUGAUAUGGAGAAUGUCGUAGUUACUGUACCUGCGUUGUGAAGAUACUUUGUUUCAAAGCCCAGCUUUUCGCACCCAGCUGUGCGGCCGAGGUCGUAGAGAGCAACUGUGAAGUGACGGCGGGUAUCCACAGGUUGCCGCGGUCCGCUUCGGGCACGUCGUCUUUGAAUAACCCGUUGAAUCGGCACUUCUCCAUGGCUAAAAAGGCCUCGCACGACAGAUCCAGAGCGUCGCUUUCGCUGAUUUCAUCGUAUUCGCUCUCGCUGAGAAGGCGGAUGUUCUCCCAAGCGAACAUAUUCAGAGAGGUGUCCACGAGGUCGAGUCACUCCAGUCAGCCAGCUGGCAACAUCGGUGGUACAAGCUUCAUCGGCCUCGUACCCCGGCAAGAGAUCUUCCUCCACUCCGUCAUCACUGUCCUCAUGGUCGCUUUCGGACCCCUCGUACUCCUCAUCGUUGUCCUGCUCAGCAUCAUCGCUGUCGCCAUCAUUUGCACCUCCGUGCAUCAUUGCCAUCGCUCGCGCCGCCUUCCUCGUCAUGCCAACUUGGGCUCGAGCGGCGCCCUUCGUCGUCAAGUCGCGGGUGUCGCGGGCCGCCUUCGCAACCUGGGCGAAGCACUUCUGCGUGAAAUUUGUUAUAUCGUCGUAGGCUCUACCUUUCUUCUUGUCAAGGCUGCUCGACAUGGCUUUCACUCUGUCCUGAUUGCUCUUGGCAGCCACCCCGGAAUACAGGACCUUCAAGUCCCUCUUGAAAUGCCUGAACAGCGUCGUCUUUGUGCCGUUCGGGAACUUCAACAGCCACGAUUGGCAAUAGUCGUAGGUCGACCAUUCGGUUGGCUUUGUGUUCGUCCAAUACUCUUCGAGCCUCUGAAUCCACUCGACAGAGGCCGAAGGCAGCCGCCGAGCGGGCACGCCUCUGCAGCGUCCUGAUGUGCCUCAUUUGGUCGAGUGACCGCGUUGCAAAGGAAAGGAGAGAGAUGGUGUGAUGUGUGAUGUGUUGAAGAUGGCAUAAAAGUGCUGUUGAAAGCAUAGGGAAAACGUGAGGGGGAGCGAGUGCAGGCUGUCUUCUAUAUGACAUCCUCUCAUUGGGGGAGUGUGUGGAAGCUAAUCAUGAGGCUAAUCUGUUGCCAUGAAAAAUGAAAAAUCGAUUCCCC
Fimicolochytrium jonesii is the source of this 1327-nucleotide messenger RNA. RefSeq lists its product as uncharacterized. The transcript has a single exon. The coding region runs from base 372 to 1103 and encodes 243 amino acids. The record is from RefSeq and is a predicted model, not a curated record. Lineage: Eukaryota; Fungi; Chytridiomycota; Chytridiomycetes; Spizellomycetales; Powellomycetaceae.